Fonsecaea monophora is the source of this 522-nucleotide messenger RNA. RefSeq lists its product as hypothetical. The record is from RefSeq and is a predicted model, not a curated record. Gene Ontology annotation, biological process: regulation of DNA-templated transcription. The transcript has 2 exons. Gene Ontology annotation, molecular function: DNA-binding transcription factor activity. The coding region runs from base 1 to 522 and encodes 173 amino acids. Lineage: Eukaryota; Fungi; Ascomycota; Eurotiomycetes; Chaetothyriales; Herpotrichiellaceae.
AUGUCUGUUCCGUUAGAGCUGGGCUGGGAAACAGCUCUUCCAGACGUGAACUUGGACUUCUUCCCGAAUAUUGUAUUUUGGAAUGAGAAAGUCCUGGCAAGCUGCGUCUGCGGUGAAUCCCUCGGCUCCCAAUGCGGCUGUCUUUCUAGUUCCGCAGUCUCGCGUCACGAUCCCAACAGUCUCGGACAGUCGCCCACAGAGCAUAGCAACUGGGAUCCGACCGAUUUGGAACCUCGCUUCACCCAACUCGAGCCAGAGGGCAAGGAAGAGCCAAAGCCCACGGCUCCGACGAGGAAAGAGCGUCGAAGACAACAGAACCGGGCAGCGCAAGUUCGACAUCGGAAAAAGCGCAAUCGAUUUCUCCAUGAAACCCUCCGCAGUAUUGAUUCUUUGAGUGAGGAAUUGAAGCACACCCGGGCCCAGCGAGACUAUUUCAAACUCAUGUAUGAAGAUCUCGAGACGCAGCUGUUGGAGAUAAGAGGACAAGCAAACUCGGAAUUCCGCAGCAACGCUCAUACGUAG